This is a messenger RNA of Pteropus alecto (black flying fox), 4978 nucleotides long. RefSeq names its product glutamyl-tRNA synthetase 2, mitochondrial (gene EARS2). Bases 30 to 1601 code for a protein of 523 amino acids. The record is from RefSeq and is a predicted model, not a curated record. NCBI's taxonomy places the organism in Eukaryota, Metazoa, Chordata, Mammalia, Chiroptera, Pteropodidae. The transcript is spliced from 9 exons. Gene Ontology annotation, biological process: glutamyl-tRNA aminoacylation. Gene Ontology annotation, molecular function: glutamate-tRNA ligase activity; zinc ion binding; ATP binding.
AGGAGCCCACGUGGUCGAGUCCACCCCACAUGGCGGCGCUCCUGAGGCGGCUGCUGCGGCCGGGCAGGCCCCUGGCGGCCUUGGGCCGCUCGUUGGGACGGCGCGAGGCCAGCCUAGGCAUUGACCCCGGGGCUGCGGUGCGAGUGCGGUUCGCUCCCAGCCCCACAGGCUUCUUGCACCUGGGCGGCCUCCGCACUGCCCUGUACAACUACAUCUUUGCCAAGAAGCAUGGAGGUAGCUUCAUUUUGCGGCUGGAGGACACGGACCAGACCCGCCUUGUGCCUGGGGCAGCGGAGAAUAUUGAGGACAUGCUGGAGUGGGCAGGCAUCCCGCCUGACGAGAGCCCGCGCCGGGGAGGCCCUGCUGGGCCCUACCUGCAGUCCCAGCGGCUGGAGCUGUACGCCCAGGCCGCAGAUGCGCUGCUGCGGACGGGCGCCGCUUACCACUGCUUCUGCUCCCCGCAGCGGCUGGAGCUGCUGAAGAAGGAGGCCCUGAGGAGCCGGCAGACGCCCCGCUAUGACAAUCGGUGCCGGGACCUGAGCCCGAGGCAGGUGGCCGAGAAGCUGGCCAAGCACCCCAAGCCCGCUGUCCGCUUCCGGCUGGAGGAGGAGGCGCCAGCCUUCCAGGACCUGGUGUACGGCUGGAAUCGGCACGAGGUGGCCAGUGUGGAGGGGGACCCGGUCAUCCUGAAGAGCGAUGGCUUCCCCACGUACCACCUGGCCUGCGUGGUGGACGACCACCACAUGGGCGUCAGCCAUGUGCUGCGGGGCUCGGAAUGGCUGGUGUCCACCUCUAAGCACCUGCUCCUCUACCGGGCCCUGGGUUGGCAGCCGCCGCGCUUCGCCCACCUGCCGCUGCUGCUCAACAGAGAUGGCAGCAAGCUGUCCAAGAGGCAGGGCGACAUUUUCCUGGAGCGCUUUGCCGCCGCCGGCUUCCUGCCGGGCGCCUUGCUUGACAUCAUCACCCACUGCGGCUCGGGGUUCGCAGAGAACCAGAUGGGCAGGACCUUGCCAGAGCUGAUCGCGCAGUUUGACCUGACCCGGAUCACCAGCCACUCUGCCCUGCUAGACCUGGAGAAGCUCCCGGAGUUCAACAGGCUGCACCUCCGCCGACUGCUGGGUGACGCGACCCAGAGGCAUCAGCUGGUGCAGAAGCUGCAGGUGCUCGUGGGCGAGGCGUUCGGGAGCCAGCGGCCGGACAGCGCUGUCCUGGACCCCGCCUACGUGGAGAGGGUCAUCCUGCUGAGACAGGGUCACAUUUGCCGCCUGCAGGACUUGGUGUCGCCAGCACACUCGUACCUGUGGACUCGCCCGGCCGUGGGGCGAGCAGAGCUGGGCGCCCUCUCAGAGAAGGUGGACGUGAUCGCCAAGCGCGUGCUGGGGCUUUUCGAAGGACCCGCUAGGAGCUUAACUCAGGACAAACUGAACGCAGAGCUGAAGAAGCUGUCAGACGAUCUGGAAGGCACCAAACACAGUCACGUGAUGAAACUCCUCCGCGUGGCCCUCAGUGGACAGCCGCAAGGACCCCCUGUCGCCGAGAUGAUGGUGUCCUUGGGACCCAAGGAAGUGCGGGAGCGAAUACGGAAGGCGCUGUCCAGCUAACAGGGCAAACGGCGGCGGAGCUGGCCCUGGGAACCUGUGCGCGUGGACGCUGCCUUUGGGACUGGGUGGCAGGUCGCCCUGGGCCGGCAAGGAGCUGGAACUAGGACCCAGAGCGGGGACAGUCUGGGCGCAUGCAGGUGCACUGACACCACCGGAAGCCGGUCCCAUUUCACCCCGAGUCCCGGGGGAAGGCCUGGGUCUCAUCCUGGCUCUGCGCCCGCAGCCCGCAGCGGGGGUUGGGAGCCCAUUCUCAGAGUGGCCCACGCAGCUCGUGUCUCGGUGUGUUCAGGCUACAGCAUACUGCAGUCGGGGUCGAGGGGCCUCAAACAGCAGAAAAUCAUUUUCUGAUUUCUGGAGGCCGGAAGCCCAACAUCAAGGUGUUCGCAGGCUUUGAUGCUCAUGAGACCUCUCCUUGGCUUGCCAAUGGCUGCUUUCUGCUGUCCUCACGGUCACCUCUCUGUAUCCUUAGUACCUGUGUGCAAACGUCCUCUUUGUACGAGGGUGAGGUGGGAUGGACGCCCACCCUAACGGCCCAGUUUGACCUCACUCACCUCUUUAAAGGCCCAGCUGCAAGGAGGCCCCAUUCUGAGAUGCCGGGGUGGGGCUGCGACCCCUGGGUUUUGAGGGAACACACCGGAGCCCGUCACAUGUGGCAGCAGCCCAGACUCGUGGAUUCCACUUCUCAGGCCCCCAUUGGACUUGGAGCAAUCGAGGGUGAUCGACGAGCAGGGCGGAACUGGACGCCAGACUGCCUUUGGGGCUACGAGGAGAGGGCCCCCACCUGCCGAGGGGCAGCACACACGUCUCACACUGCUCUGUCCUUGCACUUGGGUGGCUUGUGUCUCCCUCCCCGAACACCUGUCUGUUCCUCUCUUCCAGCUCUCCAGACCGGUCCUCGGACUGGAGACCUUCACUCUGCCUGUUCUGCAUCUGUUUCUUCAUAUCCGCCUCCUGUAAGUCAAUGUCUGUGGGCUUCCGACGUGAGGUGUGCUUGGGGUGGAUAGGAACGGCUCAGGUGAAGGAGGGUGGUGGCUGGCGGCCGAGACUCCUCCAGGGCUCCCAGGUCACCCCCGCCCCAUGUGGCAGCCAACCUCAGAUGGCCCAGCUCUCGCCCCUCUUGAAAUCAGGUCGAACGGGCUGACUGCUGACACGGAGUGGCUUCCAUCUUGUCCCCCGGGUCCCUCUCUGCAGGGAGCUGGCUUCCACAUCACACAGACCUCAGGCAGCCCUGUGGAGAUGCAGUGUGGCACCCUCUUGCCAGUGAGGCCUCCCUCAUUGGCCAGGGCAGUGCCUGGCUUGGGCUCGGUCCUCUAGCCCCAGACCAGCCUUCAGGUGGCCACACCCUGGCUAGUGUCACGGGCCACCGCCACUGAGCGAAGCUGCUCGAGUGUCUGAUACGCUGACUGGGAGAUGACCCAUGUCCACUGUUUAAAGCCACUGGCUUUGGGGUCAUCGUCACCCAGCAAGAGAGCAAACACGCGCGCUCAUCCGGGGCCAGAAGGGGACUCAGGAACUUGUCACGCUUUGUGGAGACCUCAUCUUUGCUUUAACGGUGUAUUGGUUGAAGCUCUUUGCUCGCACGGUGGGAAGCCAGGCCGCCUGCGUACCUGUGUGGAGACUGUGGCCUCCUGGACGGUCUGAUUUCGUAGGAGUCUUAGUCUGUGGGAGAGCCAGAGGCCUGACGGGAAGCCAGAGACCAGGGCUGGAGAAGAUGGGCCUGGGACCCGGGGCCCCGGCUGUGCCGGCAGCAGGGACGGGCGGAAGUCCGCAGGAAGGAAGUGCGCCUGUUCCCCGUGGCUGCUCCCUGUCCGCGUUCUCCCCUCGGUGCCGCAUGACUGGGCCGAAGGUUCUCGAGGAAGAGCAGAGUCUGGUGGCCUGAUUGAGGUCACGUGGCCAUUCCUCCCCAGGCGUAGGGGGUCCCUCGGGGUGAUAGCCAGUGGAGGAAAAGUCGUUCCCAAGGAAAUCGAGAGUGCUUUUUCCAGGAAAAGGGAUGGUGGAGAUGGGGACACAGAAUAGUACCCGUGGUUUACGGUGCGUUUACGUGAGGCACGGCCAUGUCUGGGGUGCAAGUCUCGCUGGCAGACACUUUAGCCCAUUGUCACAUUGGGUCUUCACAACCCCAUGAGAGAGAUGUCGUCGUCGUCGUCGUCGUCGUCAUCAUCAUCGUCUCUAUGUUAUAACAGGGAGACUGAGGUUCAGGAAAGCUAAUGAGCUCUUCUGAGGCAAAGCGAGGAUUUAAACUCAGACCUAAUGCAGUCCAGGGUCCAAGCUCAGCUUUCAACUCCUGGGUGGCGUCAGAGCCCGCGCCCCUAGUGUGCGGGACAGUUGCGAGAAGCUGGCUCGGGCCGGGGAGUGUGAUGCUCACGCACAGCGCGGUCGAGAUCCGGAGCUGUCACUGCCUCAGGUGGCGCGACGCGUCUGAAAAGCAGCGUGCACCUUCCACACUUUUUAUUUGUUUGUCUGUUUUUUAAAGAAAAACCACACUUAAAAUACGCACACGUCCAUCCCCCGGCAGAUCUGAGACCAGAGUGUGGCGACAAGGGCCAUGGGAACCAGCCCUGCCGUUUACUGUGUGGCUUCCGAGCCUCCGUCUCCCCGUCUGUAAAAUGGGGAUAACAUUUGUACCCGUCUCAAAGAACCGUGAGGAUGGAAAUGGAUACGUAUAAAGUUCGUAAAACAGAGCCCGGCACUUGACGAAUGUUAUCUGGCUCCACUGCUUCCGCCACGGCAGCUCAUUCUUCGAAAUGGGGAUCUUGCUUGUAAGGCGUGGACACACACCCAGGCAGACGAUGAAGGGGCUUCACUGGGGGGAUUCGGAUUCUCGCGGAUCCAAAGGGCAGGGCUUCCAGCUGACGUCACGGGAGACAGGCACCUGUCCCUGGGAGCCGUCGGGGCCCGAGGUGCUCCCCUUCGCCCCGCAGACCUCCCCCUCCAACACGUGUCUCUCUCUGUCUGCUUUCCUUCCUCUUUCUCUUUCUCUCUACAGCCCUCCAGCUGAGCCAUCUCUUCUCCUGCCAUCCACUUAAAUAGCUAGAAUUCCACGUCCAACCUCCCAGGCGAGGAUCCGAUUGGCCCAGCCUGGGUCAGCCGUCUGCCCUUGGUCCAGUCACCUGGCCGGGGUCCAGUCCUGUAAUGAGAUCGUGACGGCAGGGAACUCACUCUCAGGAGUGUACUCCGGGCGUGCUCUUCCCGGUGCAGUUACAGAGCGUCCUUUCUAGGAGACGACCACUCUUCCAUGGCAAAUUUGGAGACUCAUUCACACAGCCCUUGGCCUACCUUACUGUUUGCUCCUUGUUACCACCGCAUCAAAUUCUGUGGUGUAUUUGCGCAUGGUUACUGUAUCUUUAACGAGUAUAAGAUUAAAAGAUUGGCAGAAG